GGUCUAUAGAUGUAUUUGAUGACUUGAGAGAAAGGGGGAGAAGAAGGGUUACUAGAACAACAAUUUUCAGCUGGACUCGUGCAAGCGGUUGAUCAUACUCGCCCUAAUUUAAUUUUUCCCUUAAACAAGAUCUAUGGAUCCUUCAGAACAAAGGUAUUUGGAGGAUGAUACUACUCCUAUGAUGAAAACAGUCAAGGGUGCAACUAUGGGAUUAGUAUCAGGGACUAUUUGGGGAACCAUUUGUGCUACUUGGGCUGAUGUGCCUCGUGUUGAAAGAGGUGUUGCUCUUCCAGGUUUGAUAAGGACCUUGAAAAUGAUGGGAAACCAUGGCCUGACUUUUGCUGCAAUUGGAGGAGUUUAUAUAGGUGUAGAACAAUUGGUUCUGAAUUACAGAGGGAAGAGGGACUUUGUAAAUGGUUCAAUUGGAGGUUUCGCUGCUGGAGCUGCUGUUUUAGGCUUCAAAGCAAGGAGUAUCCCAACAGCCCUAUCUGCAGGAGCUGCUUUGGCCGUAACUUCUGCACUUUUGGAUGCUGGUGGUCAAACAACAAGAAUUGAUAAUGGGAAGGAGUAUGCUGCUUACACCACUGAAAAGAGGCCCUCCCCUCUUCCAUGAAUUCACUCUCCCGCGUCUCUUGAGUAGACCUCAUAACAGUCAUUCCUAGAGCUUCUUCCUUUUAUUCAGAGAUAACUUUUACUGUUGUAUCUUUUUGAUUUUCUUUUUCACCUUGCGCUGGCUUGCAGAGCACAAAUGGAUCAUUCAAAUAAAAUCUUGUUUGUCAUCUAUUCAUGGAUUUUUGAGUAUGUUGUUCAUUUGGAGUCAAAAGAUACAGAUAACUUUCUCCUCUGUCUGACGAUUGCUAGAUUGAAAUUUCUUGUAAUACAAUCCGCAUGAAUGAGCUUCCAAAAUCUCACUUUACAUUUGC
Papaver somniferum (opium poppy) is the source of this 923-nucleotide messenger RNA. RefSeq names its product outer envelope pore protein 16-3, chloroplastic/mitochondrial-like. Gene Ontology annotation, cellular component: TIM22 mitochondrial import inner membrane insertion complex. NCBI's taxonomy places the organism in Eukaryota, Viridiplantae, Streptophyta, Magnoliopsida, Ranunculales, Papaveraceae. The coding region runs from base 134 to 613 and encodes 159 amino acids. The record is from RefSeq and is a predicted model, not a curated record. The transcript has 3 exons. Gene Ontology annotation, biological process: protein insertion into mitochondrial inner membrane. Gene Ontology annotation, molecular function: transmembrane protein transporter activity.